AGUUCUGUCAAUGACUUUUGACAGGUAUACAUACAUUCAGAACCGGCACAACCACAGGUGUCCAGAGAAAUUUCCGUGUAAAACAUCUUCGUGCAUGUUCCUUCUUCAGUUUGAAGCUUCCCAUGGAGACCGUGGAGCUCAAGGUAGAGAUGUAUGGCAUUCACAGCGAGAAAAGAAUUAGAAGAUGUCUGUCCAAACUAAGAGGUGUGAAGAUGGUGGAGGUCGAACUAAGAAGUAAAAAGGUGGUAAUACGAGGAGACACAGAUGAGAGAAGAAUAGUGAAGGCUCUGAGAAGAACUGGAUUCAGAUCAGAACCAUGGUGCAGUAAGACGGAGAUGCUUCUCACUGCAUAUAAUGGUGGCAAAUACAGAAGCUUGUGGAUUAUUAAUCAUUUUCUGUUCUAAUUAUCAGCCGCAAAAAAGAAAAAGUGAGGGCAAAAAACAUCCUUCACAAGAAAUUAGUUAUUUACCGUUUGUUUCAAAUUAGCAAAAUGCAUGAAGUUAGUUAUUUAACUUAUUUUGAUGUCUAUUUUGAAUGUGCUAAAUGAAUCAAAGAAGAGGCAUGCUCUUAGCUUAACU
This is a messenger RNA of Nymphaea colorata (pocket water lily), 578 nucleotides long. RefSeq names its product heavy metal-associated isoprenylated plant protein 28-like. NCBI's taxonomy places the organism in Eukaryota, Viridiplantae, Streptophyta, Magnoliopsida, Nymphaeales, Nymphaeaceae. Gene Ontology annotation, molecular function: metal ion binding. The record is from RefSeq and is a predicted model, not a curated record. The coding region runs from base 123 to 404 and encodes 93 amino acids. The transcript is spliced from 3 exons.